AGUGCCGUCUGUGUAAAGUCCGGUCGGCUGUGGAUUGCUCGGACCUUUUUUUUUACUAUUAAAUAUCUUAAUUAUCAAUUCCAAUAAUGGCUGCAGAAGUAGUUGACGACCAAGCGAUGAGGGAAGCUCAGAGGGACUAUCUAGAUUUUCUUGAUGAUGAUCAAGAUCAGGGCAUCUACCAGAGCAAGGUCCGGGACAUGAUCAGUGAAAACAAAUUUCGCCUCAUCGUGAACAUCAACGACCUCCGGCGGCGCAACGAGACUCGUGCAGCUAGGUUGAUGAAUAGCGCCUUCGAGGAGCUCCUUGCCUUUCAGCGUGCCCUGAAGGACCUUGUGGCAUCUGUGGACGCAACCUAUGCCAAGCAGCACGAGGAGUUCUUUGUGGGCCUCGAGGGUAGCUUCGGCACCAAGCACGUAACCCCUCGCACCCUCACCUCCCGGCUGCUGGGUAGCAUGGUGUGUGUGGAGGGCAUCGUCACCAAAUGUUCGCUGGUGCGUCCCAAAGUGGUCCGCAGUGUGCACUACUGCCCUGCUACUAAAAAGACCAUGGAGCGCAAAUACACAGACAUGACUUCACUGGAUGCUUUCCCCUCCAGUGCCAUCUACCCUACUAAGGACGAGGAGAACAAUCCUCUGGAGACAGAGUUUGGUCUGUCCAGCUAUAAGGACCACCAGACGGUGACGGUGCAGGAGAUGCCAGAGAAGGCUCCGGCCGGCCAGCUGCCCCGCUCCGUGGACAUCAUCCUGGACAACGACCUGGUGGACAUGAUCAAGCCCGGGGACCGAGUGCAGAUCAUCGGAACCUACCGCUGCCUCCCCGGCAAGAAGGGUGGCUUCACCUCUGGAACCUUCAGGACCAUCAUGAUUGCAUGCCAGGUUAAGCAUAUGAGCAAAGAAACUGCUCCGUUCUUCUCCGCUGAUGAUGUGUUGAAGAUCAAGUCCUUCAGCAAGUCACGCUCUAAGGACGUGUUUGACCAGCUGGCUCGCUCCUUGGCGCCCAGUAUCCAUGGCCAUGAAUACAUUAAGAAAGCCAUCUUGUGCAUGCUGUUGGGUGGGGUGGAGAAGGUUCUGGAAAAUGGCUCACGUCUUCGUGGAGACAUCAACGUCCUGCUCAUUGGUGACCCAUCGGUGGCCAAGUCCCAGCUGCUGCGGUACGUUCUGCACACGGCACCACGGGCGAUCCCCACCACUGGCCGAGGAUCAUCCGGCGUGGGUCUCACUGCAGCCGUCACCACUGACCAGGAAACAGGCGAGCGUCGCCUAGAGGCUGGCGCCAUGGUGCUGGCGGACAGGGGAGUGGUCUGCAUCGACGAGUUUGACAAGAUGUCUGACAUGGACCGCACAGCCAUCCACGAGGUCAUGGAGCAGGGCCGCGUCACCAUCGCCAAGGCGGGCAUCCACGCCAGGCUGAAUGCCCGCUGCAGCGUGUUGGCAGCUGCCAAUCCCGUCUAUGGCAGGUAUGAUCAGUACAAGACUCCCAUGGAGAACAUCGGGCUGCAGGACUCGCUGCUGUCGCGUUUCGACCUGCUCUUCAUCAUGCUGGACCAGAUGGACGCCGAGCAGGACCGCGUCAUCUCGGACCACGUGCUGCGCAUGCACCGCUACCGAGACCCGCGCGAACAGGAGGGAGGCGUGCUGCCACUAGGUGGCGCUGUGGACGUGCUGGCCACCGAGGACCCGGACAUCACUCAGGAGGAGCAGGAAGAGAUGCAGAUCUACGAGAAGCACAACAACCUGCUGCACGGCAAGAGACGCAAAGAUAGGAUUGUGAGCAAGGAGUUCAUGAGGAAGUACAUUCACGUUGCCAAGGCGAUCACCCCUGUGCUGACCGGCGAGGCAGCCGGUCACAUCGCAGAGGAGUAUGCCAGGCUCCGCAGCCAGGAGCAGCUGAGCUCCGACGUCGCCCGGACAUCGCCUGUGACGGCGCGAUCCCUGGAGACGCUGAUCCGCCUGUCCACGGCCCACGCCAAGGCCCGCAUGAGCAAAGCCGUGGAGCUGGAGGACGCAGAGGUGGCCGUGGAGCUUGUCCAGUUCGCCUACUUCAAGAAGGUCCUGGAGAAGGAGAAGAAGCGCUCAAGGUCGGAGGGACGCGACACGGCGUCGGAGGAUGAGGAGGAAGAGGAAGAGGUGGAGGACACACCACGGCCACCACGCAAGAGAGGUCGCCGUUCAGCUGAGCGCAGGCCCUCUCAGGGCAGUGAGCCCUAUGACCCCUACGACUUCACCACAGAGAAGCAAGUUCCACAAAUUCACUCCCCUGCUCCCAGACCAGCUGAGGAGACCACAGAGACGCCACCAGAGAACGGACACACAGACGUCUCACCAGACAGGCUGAAGGCAUUCAAGGCAGUGCUGUUGGACGUGUUCCGUGAUGCCCACGCCCAGUCCGUGGGCAUGAAUGCCCUGCUGCAGGGCAUUGCCAAGAGCUCCGCAGCGCCCUUCACACCUGCCGAGGUGCGUGCCAGCCUCUCGCGUAUGCAGGAUGACAACCAGGUCAUGGUGACCGAUGACAUCAUCUUCCUCAUCUAAGGCUGAGGAGGAGGAGGAGGACGAGGAGAAGGAGAUGAAGAGCAUCACGGAGAGAUAAGAUCUUGUGGCCUGAUAUGAGUUUCAUAGCCAAACCUACACAGAUUGUAAAGCCACCUUUAUUUUACCUUUCAGAUUUACGUUUUAAAGUUUGUCUGUGUUUUAUGUUAUGUUCAAAGAUGUGUAAUGCCAUUCUCACAGGCUCUGGUGUUUUCUAGCUGGUCUUAAACAGGGUCUGAAUUGGGUUCAGAUUAGACGUCACGAUUCCAUUCAGUUUGCUUCUAGAGUGCAGCCAGGGAGACCCAGUAACCAACUCAUAUUCUGAUAAGAAACAGAAGGGCUGCAUCAUGUAGGACUGAUCUGUUUUUACAUGAUUUCUUUCUAGGAGAGAUGCUUGUCUUGUAAAUAUAUAAUUUUUCUAUUUCAUACCAGUGUAGUCCUUUAAUUGAAGAAAAUUCAAUUGUGGCUGUGUUACUUAAAGGACAAAUAAAUAAUAUGUUAUGUA
Molecule: messenger RNA, 3030 nt
Organism: Sardina pilchardus (European sardine)
Lineage: Eukaryota; Metazoa; Chordata; Actinopteri; Clupeiformes; Clupeidae
Gene: mcm3
Product: minichromosome maintenance complex component 3
Exons: 17
Coding region: 87-2528 (813 amino acids)
Biological process (GO): DNA replication; mitotic DNA replication initiation; double-strand break repair via break-induced replication
Cellular component (GO): MCM complex; nucleus
Molecular function (GO): single-stranded DNA helicase activity; ATP binding; ATP hydrolysis activity
Source: RefSeq, a predicted model, not a curated record